Corylus avellana is the source of this 839-nucleotide messenger RNA. The record is from RefSeq and is a predicted model, not a curated record. Lineage: Eukaryota; Viridiplantae; Streptophyta; Magnoliopsida; Fagales; Betulaceae.
AUGGAUGCUGAUCAGAAUAUGGUACUGAUUUUAGGCUAUAUGGAAGUAAAUGAGCUGAACUUCUCUGAUACAGUUGGUGGAUCUGAGGAAGCCUACCAGGCUGCAAACCCCUUAUUCCUUUCAAUGGGCAAAAACACAAUAUACUGUGGGAAAACAGGAAAUGGUUCGGCAGCAAAGAUCUGCAAUAAUUUGGCAAUGGCUGUAAGUAUGCUUGGUGUCUCUGAAGCCCUUGCUCUUGGUCAGUCUCUGGGAAUUGCUGCCAACACUCUGACAAGAGUUUUCAACUCUUCAAGUGCUCGCUGUUGGAGUAGUGAUAGCUACAAUCCAGUUCCUGGAGUGAUGGAAGAAGCACCCUCUUCGAGGAAUUAUGAUGGUGGGUUUGCAUCUAAGCUUAUGGCUAAAGACCUAAAUCUUGCUGCAUCAUCAGCCGAAGACAUUGGUCAAAACUGCCCGUUGACAUCCCAAGCCCUAGAGAUAUAUACAAAGCUUUGCAAGGAUGGCCAUGAAGCCAGGGACUUCUCCUGUGUUUUCCGUCAUUAUUACUCUGGCAAGGAUGAGCAAUAGUUCAACCACUAAAGUUUGCUUGAAAAGAAUCUUAAGUGCUGGAAAACUUUGAGCUUCCUUUUUGUAGCAUCCUACCUUGCUAUUUCACAGGCCUCAUGGUUCAACUCUGUUACGGAUUGUUAAAGUGGUUUGUUUCACAUGAAAAUAAGCUGCGUAAAGCACUAGAAAAUCUCUCUCUCUCUCUCUCUCUCUCUCAAACUGGUUGUAUUAAAACACUUUAUUAUUUAUACUAAUAAUCUACAAAACCUCAAUUGAAUUGAAGUUUAAGAUAAGUU